UGGGGAAGAUGAAAUUUAUCAUAAGCGACCUGAUAAAGGUAUAAUCGUUAGUUAGCCAAUUAGCAAUUAAUUUUGUUUUUAAAAUUAUUGAAUUUUUAUAAUAUAUGUCUUUAAAAGAUUUUAAUAAAAGUGUAUUUAAAUUUAUUGUUUAGACAAAGCACUAAAGAAAUACAGUCAGUAUUUUUGUCAUUAAAUAUUUGUUAUUAGGAUUUAAUAAUUUGUACUGUUUACUUUUAACUUGCUUUUUACUUUAUAGGAAAAUUGAAACUUAGACUAGAUGAUUUUAUGGAAGAAAUGAGGAAAACAGUCUCAUUAUUAGUGUCAAACUCUGUGACAACUGCAUCAUCAUCUGAUAUGACUGCAACUGCAGUGACAUCUGGUACUACUACAAUUGCCUCACCAUCUGAUACUACUACAACUGCAUUGACAUCUGGUAGUACUACUACAAUUGCGCUGACAUCUGGUACUACUACAAUUGCAUCGUCAUCUGGUACUACUACAGUUGCAUUGUCUGGCACUGCUGCAACCGAUCUAAAUUGGAGCAGCUACAGGCUUUAUCGCUCCCAGCACCCAGGACCUCUUUCUGAGAGGUCCUUUAACAAAUGGUGCUUUAAUAAUGGUAUGGAUGAGCCCUCAUUUAAAUGGAGAGCUCAUCCAUACAGGGGUGCUGGGAGGCACCAAGGAAAAAACAGCAACAAAAAAAUUUUAAAUAUCUUUAAUCAGUGAAGAUAUUUACAAUUUUUUUGUUGCUGUUUUUUCCUUGGUGUUUUAUUCUCAAUGAAAUAAAUUUAUAAUUUUAAUUUUGUUUGUUUUUAUUUUUUUAGUAUUUGUUUAGACUAUUAAUUUUUGACUAGACAUUUAAUUUUUGGUUCACAAUAUAACAUGACUGUAAUUGUCCCCAAUAUAUAUCAUAUCAGUUAAAUCAGAAAAAUGUACUAUAGUAGAUAAUUAACUGUAAAAAAAAACCACAUGUAAAUUUCUAAUAUUUUAAAGUUUAUAAUUUGUUGAUUUUUACCAGAUUUUAUUUCUUUUCAUUGUUUCGAAUUCAAUAGUUUAGUGUUUAUAACUGCUUUUAACUUAUGUUAAGCUUUAAUAAAUUUAAUCUUCUAAUUUUUA
This is a messenger RNA of Hydra vulgaris (swiftwater hydra), 1116 nucleotides long. Lineage: Eukaryota; Metazoa; Cnidaria; Hydrozoa; Anthoathecata; Hydridae. The record is from RefSeq and is a predicted model, not a curated record.